CCCGAGGAGUCCCGGGGAGGCGGGGUCAGGGCGGGCCGGUUCCCGGAAGCCGCUGCCUGCGAAGCCCGCCGAGCGGACCGGCGCGCCGGCCCGGAGCUCCAGCAUCCUCUCAGCCGGGAGCUCCUCCCGGAGCCGCGCACACGGCCGCCGCGCUCCCUCCCGGCCGCGCGUACCCUAGGCAAGAUGCUGCCCGUGCACACCGAGGUGAAGCCCAACCCGCUGCAGGACGCCAACCUCUGCUCGCGCCUGUUAUUCUGGUGGCUCAACCCCUUGUUUAAAACUGGUCACUCGCGGAGGUUGGAGGAAGAUGACAUGUUCUCAGUGCUUCCAGAAGAUCGCUCCAAGCACCUCGGAGAGGAACUGCAAGGGUACUGGGAUAAAGAAGUCCUGAGAGCCAAGAAGGAUGCACGGAAGCCUUCCUUAACCAAGGCGAUCAUAAAGUGUUACUGGAAAUCUUACCUGGUUUUGGGAAUUUUUACGUUAAUUGAGGAGACCACCAGAGUAGUCCAGCCUGUCCUUUUAGGGAAAUUCAUUGAGUAUUUUGAGAACUAUGACCCCAGCGACUCCGGGGCUCUGCAUACAGCUUAUGGCUACGCCGCGAUCCUGUCGGCGUGCACGCUCCUCCUGGCCGUGUUGCACCACCUGUACUUUUACCACGUGCAGUGCGCCGGGAUGAAGCUGAGAGUGGCCAUGUGCCACAUGAUUUACCAGAAGGCACUUCGUUUAAGUAAUGUGGCCAUGGGGAAGACAACCACGGGCCAAAUAGUCAACCUGCUGUCCAACGAUGUCAACAAAUUUGACCAAGUAACAAUCUUCUUGCACUUUCUGUGGGCGGGUCCGCUGCAGGCCAUUGCUGUAACCGUCCUUCUCUGGAUGGAAAUUGGCAUCUCCUGCCUAGCUGGCAUGGCUGUUCUGGUUAUUCUUCUGCCUCUGCAAAGCUGUAUUGGGAAGCUGUUCUCGUCGCUGCGGAGUAAGACCGCAGCUUUCACGGAUGCCAGGAUCAGGACCAUGAAUGAAGUCAUCACAGGCAUGAGGAUAAUAAAAAUGUACGCCUGGGAGACGUCGUUUGCCGACCUGAUUACCAAACUGAGGAAGAAGGAAAUUUCCAAGAUUCUGGGCAGCUCCUACCUCAGAGGGAUGAACAUGGCGUCAUUUUUCAUUGCGAACAAAAUCAUUCUGUUUGUGACCUUCACUACCUAUGUCUUGCUUGGCCAUGAGAUCAAAGCCAGCCACGUGUUUGUGACCAUGAGUCUGUAUAGUGCCGUUCGGCUGACCGUCACCCUCUUCUUCCCCUCGGCCAUUGAGAAAGUGUCAGAAUCAGUAAUCAGCAUUCGAAGGAUCAAGAACUUUCUGUUACUUGAUGAACUUCCACAGCGCAAAGCCCAGGAACCAUGUGACGGCAAAGCCAUUGUCCAUGUGCAAGAUUUUACUGCUUUCUGGGACAAGGCCUUAGACACUCCAACCCUGCAAGGCCUUUCCUUUACUGCCAGACCUGGUGAAUUGUUAGCUGUGAUUGGUCCAGUGGGAGCAGGCAAGUCGUCACUCUUGAGCGCGGUGCUGGGUGAAUUGCCUCCGUCCAGUGGGCUCGUCAACGUGCACGGGAAGAUCGCCUACGUUUCUCAGCAGCCCUGGGUCUUCUCGGGAACCGUGAGGAGCAAUAUUUUAUUUGGGAAGAAAUACGAGAAGGAGCGUUAUGAGAAAGUGAUCAAGGCCUGCGCUUUGAAGAAGGACCUGCAGCUUCUGGAGGAUGGGGAUCUGACUGUGAUAGGAGACCGGGGAGCCACGCUCAGCGGAGGGCAGAAAGCACGGGUGAACUUAGCACGGGCAGUCUACCAAGACGCCGACAUCUACCUCCUCGACGAUCCACUCAGCGCAGUAGAUGCAGAAGUGGGAAAACACCUCUUCCAGCUGUGCAUCUGUCAGACCCUGCACGAGAAGGUCACCAUUUUAGUGACUCAUCAGCUGCAGUACCUAAAAGCUGCCAGCCACAUCCUGAUAUUGAAAGAUGGACAAAUGGUGCAGAAGGGGACAUACACCGAGUUUCUCAAGUCCGGCGUAGAUUUCGGCUCCCUUUUAAAGAAGGAGAAUGAGGAAGGAGAGCACUCCCCAGCUUCAGGAACCCCCACCCUCAGGAAGCGGACCUUCUCCGAGUCCUCCAUUUGGUCCCAGCAAUCGUCCAGACCCUCCCUGAAAGAUGGGGCUCCGGAGGGCCAAGAUACAGAAAACACACAGGCAGCGCAGCCUGAGGAGAGCCGUUCGGAAGGGAAAAUUGGCUUCAAGGCCUACAAGAAUUACUUCACUGCGGGGGCAUCUUGGUUUUUCAUCGUUUUCCUCAUUCUGCUGAACAUGGCGGCGCAGGUUUUCUAUGUCCUUCAGGACUGGUGGCUUUCCUACUGGGCAAACCAGCAGAGUGCGCUGAAUAACACCGAGAUCGGGAAUGGAAGUGUAACCGAGACCCUAGAUCUUAACUGGUACUUAGGAAUUUACGCAGGCUUAACUGCCAUUACGGUCCUUUUUGGCAUCGCGAGAUCCCUAUUGGUCUUCUAUGUUCUUGUGAAGGCUUCCCAGACUUUGCACAACAGGAUGUUUGAGUCCAUCCUGAAAGCUCCGGUCUUGUUCUUCGAUAGGAACCCAAUAGGAAGAAUUUUAAAUCGUUUCUCCAAAGACAUCGGACAUAUGGAUGACUUGCUCCCCCUGACGUUUCUCGACUUCAUCCAGACGCUGUUACUUGUGGUGAGUGUGAUAGCUGUGGCGGCUGCAGUGAUUCCCUGGAUCCUCAUUCCCUUGGUUCCCCUCGCCAUCCUCUUCCUGAUCCUUCGGAGAUACUUCUUAGAGACGUCAAGGGACGUCAAGCGCCUGGAGUCCACAACUCGGAGUCCCGUGUUCUCCCACCUGUCAUCGUCCCUGCAGGGACUCUGGACCAUCCGGGCGUAUCGAGCGGAAGAGCGGUUCCAGGAGCUGUUCGAUGCACAUCAGGACCUGCAUUCAGAGGCUUGGUUCUUGUUUUUGACAACGUCGCGAUGGUUUGCCGUGCGUCUGGAUGCCAUCUGUGCCGUCUUUGUCAUCGUCGUUGCCUUUGGGUCCCUGAUUCUGGCAAAAACGCUGGACGCUGGGCAGGUUGGCUUGGCCUUAUCCUAUGCCAUCACACUCACGGGGAUGUUCCAGUGGUCUGUGCGGCAGAGCGCCGAAGUGGAGAAUAUGAUGAUUUCUGUGGAGAGGGUGAUUGAAUACACAAACCUCGAGAAGGAGGCGGCUUGGGAGUACCAGAAGCGCCCACCCCCGGGCUGGCCCCACGAAGGAGUGAUUGUGUUCGACAACAUGAGCUAUACCUACAGCUUGGAUGGGCCUCUGGUCCUCAAGCACCUGACGGCCCUCAUCAAAUCCAGAGAGAAGGUUGGAAUCGUGGGAAGAACAGGAGCUGGAAAAAGUUCCCUCAUCUCGGCCCUUUUCAGACUGUCAGAACCCGAAGGGAAAAUUUGGAUUGAUAAGAUCUUGACAACUGAAAUUGGACUUCAUGAUUUAAGGAAGAAAAUGUCAAUCAUACCUCAGGAACCUGUUCUGUUCACUGGGACAAUGCGGAAGAACCUGGACCCCUUCAAUGAGCACACUGAUGAGGAGCUGUGGAACGCCUUAGAAGAGGUACAACUUAAAGAGGCCAUUGAAGACCUCCCUGGUAAAAUGGAUACUGAAUUAGCAGAAUCCGGAUCAAAUUUUAGUGUUGGACAGAGACAAUUAGUGUGCCUCGCGAGGGCGAUUCUGAAGAAAAAUCGGAUAUUGAUCAUCGAUGAAGCAACAGCAAAUGUGGAUCCGAGAACUGAUGAGCUAAUACAACAGAAGAUCCGGGAGAAGUUCGCCCAGUGCACUGUGCUUACCAUUGCUCACAGACUGAACACUAUCAUAGACAGUGACAAGAUAAUGGUUUUGGAUUCGGGAAGACUGAAAGAAUAUGAUGAGCCGUAUGUUCUGCUACAGAAUCCAGAGAGCCUCUUCUACAAGAUGGUUCAGCAACUGGGCAAGGGGGAAGCCGCUGCCCUCACCGAAACAGCAAAACAGGUGUACUUCAGAAGGAAUUAUCCAGACAUUGCAUUCACCAGCCCCGUGGCUACGAACACCUCCAAUGGACAGCCCUCGGCCUUAACAAUCUUUGAAACAGCGUUGUGACUGCCGGAAUGCGGAGCCUGUUCCGAAGGCCUUCCCCUGAUGGGGUUGCACUUUGUACACUACAGCACACUCCGUUUUCACUCUGCAGCAAACCCUUCACACGCAAGAUACUGGUGUCUGGAUUUCUCCCUCCACCUUUGUUCAGUGAUUUCAGGUUCUAACAAAACGGCCGAUUGUUUUAUUGAAAUGUUCCAGCUGCGCUCUUCAUAUCCGAUUCUGAGGUGCCCGCCACCGACAGCAGCCGUCUACCAGAUUUUGUGCCUUAAAAGACUCUAGGGCCGAAGCCCAUUUGUUCUGUAAGCUGUCGCAAGCAGUUCGUUUCUUUCCUGUUGCCUUUCAAAGUACACUUUUCCAGUUAUAUCAGGGACUCCAUUUACUUGAAGACUGUGUGAAGUUGCCAGUUUGCCCCCCACCUUCUUUGACAUAGAUAGCUAGGACCCGUUACCUCCCCUCAAAGGCCUCUGCCUAAAAUAGUACAAGUAAAAUGAACAAGAAUAAGAAAAACCAGAUCCUUCAAUGGCAUUGCAAUAGAGAGAGAGACUUUCCCUCCCCUCAUACAUACACAAACAUAUGUGGCUAAAGGAUGGGCGGACAUUUAUGUUGGAAAAAGUAAGAUUUUGCUUUCUCGGUGGGAGCCCUGCUAGGUGGUUUGGUGAAGGGAACAAAAACGUCCCUUCCGGUUUAAGUUAGCGUCUCAGGAUGAACUGCUCCUGUGAUGGACGCAACAUUGCGGUCCUUUUCCCGGAACAGUGGCUCUCAUCUGGCCUCUGUUGACAGAAGGUAAACCUCCAUGGGCCAUCAGCCUUCCGUGAAGUCCUUCCAAAUGGACAUGCAGAGGUCCUCACGGCGUGAAAACCCUGAAAGUUGCUGCAGGCCAUUGCUGUAACUGCGCUUCCCAUUCUCAGGACCCGUGCAGACACUUCACUUUCUAGAUAGAGCCCAUCCAAAUCAGUUUACUUCCGACCACUAAUGGCAGGUCUUGGGGACCUUCUGAUAGUCAAUCAACAACAACACUUCCUUGGACCUGCUGGACUCCACGUAACCACAGGUCUUAAAUUUUCCUGGAUGGUGGAAGCCAUGCAAUCUGUUGUGUUCAUGCUACUAAAGGCUUUACUGUCAUGAUUUAAAGUGAACCCUUCAUGAUCUGUCACAAUAAACCACCCUCGAGUUACGUAUGUUAAUAGAGACAUGCUCACAUAGGAUCAUGUGUGUAUAUGUCAAUCCAUAUAAAUACAUAUAUAUGUACAUAUAUGUGUAUCAGGUUUUUAGACUAGUUAACAGAACAAAGCCUGUUUUAUAAAAUGGAACCUCAAAAGCACAUACAUAGCAAAACACCAAACAUGGAGUGCAGUGGCUGUUUGAUUCUUGGUAUUCAGAAAAGUCUGUAAUUAGUGUAAUAAUGUCUAGUCCAAUAAGUGAUAUACAUCUGUUCGUUAGUAGUCAUGGCUACUAUUUCAGGAGCCUGGGAUGCAGCAAUGGCAAUAAUAAGGUCUGUUUGAAUAUUUAGAAAUGUUUUGAAUGUAUAUAUGUUUAUUUGGUCUUUAGAAAUUAAAGUCAGUCAUAUAAAUGUGUUUCUAUUUCAUUUCUGUUUUUACGCCAUCCCAGGACAAACCAAAUUCAACUGAAAUAAAUGGCAGUUUUCAUCUCCG
Molecule: messenger RNA, 5810 nt
Organism: Microtus oregoni (creeping vole)
Lineage: Eukaryota; Metazoa; Chordata; Mammalia; Rodentia; Cricetidae
Gene: Abcc4
Product: ATP binding cassette subfamily C member 4
Exons: 31
Coding region: 184-4161 (1325 amino acids)
Biological process (GO): transmembrane transport
Cellular component (GO): plasma membrane
Molecular function (GO): ATP binding; ABC-type transporter activity; ATP hydrolysis activity
Source: RefSeq, a predicted model, not a curated record